Messenger RNA from Hypomesus transpacificus, 5350 nucleotides. It is a transcript of the gene usp4, whose product is annotated as ubiquitin specific peptidase 4 (proto-oncogene). NCBI's taxonomy places the organism in Eukaryota, Metazoa, Chordata, Actinopteri, Osmeriformes, Osmeridae. The record is from RefSeq and is a predicted model, not a curated record. Bases 26 to 3088 code for a protein of 1020 amino acids. Gene Ontology annotation, biological process: protein deubiquitination. The transcript has 22 exons. Gene Ontology annotation, molecular function: cysteine-type deubiquitinase activity.
UUCCCGAUCCCGGUUUACUCAUUUCAUGAUGGCCGAGGGAGGCGGACCCGAGUCGGGUAACGCGACAGACUCCGAUCCGGAGCCGGUAGCCACGCAGAUACCGACGCCUUCAACAGAAAGUCAAAAACAGACUAUCGGAACACUUCUCAAAACAACUCUUCGAAGGGGCGACGAAUGGUUCCUGAUUGACAGCAGAUGGUUUAAACAGUGGAAGAAGUAUGUGGGCUUUGACAGCUGGGAUAUGUACAACGUUGGAGAGCACAGUCUCUAUCCAGGACCCAUCGACAACUCUGGGUUGUUCUCAGACCAAGAGACCCAAAUCUUGAAGGAGCACCUAAUAGAUGAGCUGGAUUAUGUCCUGGUCCCCACAGAGGCCUGGAACAAGCUGGUCCACUGGUACGGGUGCCUGGAAGACCAGCAGCCCAUCGUUAGAAAGGUGGUGGAACAUGGCAUGUUUGUGAAGCACUGUAAGGUGGAAGUCUACCUGUUGGAAUUAAACCUGUGUGAGAAUAACAACAUGGACAAUGUGGUUACGCGUCACUUCAGCAAAGCCGACACCAUAGACACCAUAGAGAAGGAAAUGAGGUUGUUGUUUGAGAUCCCGUCCGGGAGCGAGACCCGGCUGUGGAACAAGUACAUGAGCAACACGUACGAGCAGCUGAACAAGCCAGACAGCACCGUGCAGGAUGCCGGUCUCUUCCAGGGCCAGGUGCUUGUGAUCGAACGCAAGAAUGAGGACGGCAGUUGGCCUAGACAAGCUUCCCAUCCAAAAUCUAGUACAGCAACCUCCAGGAAUUUCACUACCUCCCCAAAGCUCUCCUCAGCACCCACCUCCUCCACCUCCUCAGCACCCAUCUCCUCCACCGUCACUAAUGGAGACAGCAGCAGCAGCUCAGGCUACACGCUGAACAACAGCUCCUCCUCUGGAAACAGAUUGGGGGGAUACAACUCCUACAGCUCCUCCUACAACUACAGAGAGUCGGCAUCCCAACCUGGCUUAUGUGGCCUCAGUAACCUAGGCAACACCUGCUUUAUGAACUCUGCCCUCCAGUGCCUGAGCAAUGCGUCCCCCCUCACUGAAUACUUCCUGGACGACCAGUACGAGGCAGAGAUCAACCGGGAGAACCCACUUGGGAUGAGGGGGGAGAUCGCAGAGGCCUACGCAGACCUGGUCAAGCAGAUGUGGCUCAGCCGGAGCAGCUACGUAGCCCCCCGCACCUUCAAAACCCAGGUGGGGCGCUUCGCCCCCCAGUUUUCGGGCUACCAGCAGCAGGAUUCUCAGGAGCUUCUGGCCUUCCUGCUGGAUGGCCUCCACGAGGACCUGAACCGUGUCAAGAAGAAGCCUUACCUUGCCCUGAGAGACGCAGAGGGCCGGCCCGACGAGAUUGUAGCUAAGGAGGCCUGGAGUAACCACCGGCUGCGGAACGACUCCAUCAUCGUGGACAUCUUUCACGGCCUCUUCAAGUCCACCCUGGUGUGUCCGGAGUGCUCCAAAGUCUCCGUGACCUUUGACCCUUUCUGCUACCUCACGCUGCCUUUGCCCAUGAAGAAGGAUCGCACCAUGGAGGUGUUUCUAGUUCGCUCCGACCCCCAGUCCAGACCUACGCAGUACCGAGUGGUGGUCCCCAAGCUGGGAGCAGUGACGGACCUGUGCGCAGCUCUGUCCAGGCUCUCUGGCAUCCCUGCAGAGAACAUGGUGGUGGCCGACGUUUACAAUCACAGGUUCCACAAGAUCUACAGACGAGACGACGGGCUCAACCAGAUCAUGGAGAAAGAUGACAUCUUUGUGUACGAGGUCCAGGAGGAGGACAGUGAGAGGAUGAACCUGCCGGUGUACUUCAGGGAGCGCCACUCCAAGCACCCCGGGGGCUCCACGGCCACCAUGCUGUUUGGACAGCCGCUGCUCAUCACUGUGCCCAGGCACAACCUGGUCGCAGACACUCUCUACGAGAAAGUGCUGGAAAGGAUUGGGCGCUACGUGAAGCGCGUGGCGAGCCCCGGUGGCGAGACACGGGCCUCGGCCUCCGCCAGCUGCAGCCAGGCCUCGGAGUGCUCCACGGUGGCCACGGCGACGUCCAAUCACAACGCGGGGCCGGCCAAGUGCGGCAGCCCACCGUCUGGCUCCAGCAACGGCAGCAGCCACGCAGGGACCUGCAACGGACCCAACGGAGUGUGUGAGGGUGAGGAGGAGGCCAUGGAGCACCAGGUGAGCCCCGAGCCGGAGAACGGCCAAUCGGAGGAGGGCGAGGAAGAGGAGGAGGAGGAGGAGGAAGGGGGGGCGUCGGACGUGGAGAACGGGCCGAAGAGCGGUGGGAAGAAGCGUCCGUCCAGCAGCCGGCCUCCCAGACUCUUCACCUUCAGCAUGGUCAACUCCUACGGCACCGCCAACAUCAGCCCCCUGCCUUGCGACGGCAACGUCCUCAAACUCAACACACAUUCCACCGUGGCAAUAGACUGGGACUCGGACACCAAGAAACUGUGUUACGACGACAGAGAGGAAGAAGCUUAUGAGAAGCACGACAGCAUGCUGCAGCUGCAGAAGAAGAAGGCCAGCGUGGCUCUGAGAGAGUGCAUUGAGCUCUUCACCACCAUGGAGACGCUGGGGGAGCAUGACCCCUGGUACUGUCCCACCUGUAAGAAACACCAACAGGCCACCAAGAAGUUUGACCUGUGGUCGCUGCCUCGCAUCCUGGUGGUCCACCUGAAACGCUUCUCCUACAACCGCUGCUGGAGAGACAAGCUGGACACCGUGGUGGACUUCCCUGUCAGGGACCUGAACAUGUCUGAGUUUGUGUGCGAUCCCAAGGCCGGCCCCUACAUCUAUGACCUCAUCGCUGUCUCGAACCACUAUGGAGGAAUGGGCGGAGGCCACUACACGGCCUACGGCAAGAACAAAGCGGACGGCAAGUGGCACUACUUUGACGACAGCAGUGUGUCUGCUGCAUCGGAGGACCAGAUAGUGACAAAAGCUGCUUACGUGCUCUUCUACCAGCGGCGUGAUGCAGGCGACGCCCCCCUAAAGCCGGCCUCCCCCGCUCUGGGGGGCGCUGGCCCCGAAGCAGCCGACUAUCACAUGGACACCAACUGAGCGUGCGGCGCUGGGGCCGGCGGCGGCGUGACAUGCACUGAAGCAAACGACGACGACACGACAAGAGACACGUUGACACACACACACACACCCAAGCUUCUUCAGUGACAGUGAGACUGCAGAGUCAAUAUUAUUAUUAUUAUUAUUCCUUCUCACACACCCUGCACCCCUGUGUUUUGUUUUGAUGAUCUUAUAUACAUCGUCACGGAGAUGGGAACGCCUUGUCUGUCAGAUGAGCAACUUAAGAGACUUCCUCCUGGAGCUGCUGAUGUUGGGGGGAGGGGGGGGGAACAACUGAGAGGAGUAUAGAAGAAGGUGGAGUAUCCUCUCACUGGACACAUGAGAAUGUUAGAAGUGACCUAAAAUGCAUAGUGAUUUAACGCAGACUUUUCUGUUUUACCCGCUAGAAAAGUUCGAAAAUAAAAAAAGCCAAAUUUUGUUUUCAACCAAAGCGUUCCAAAUUAUACAUGGAAAGGGAAUGUACCAACUCUCUUUGUGUGAGGCUGGAGGGUCGGGAUGAGAGAAAGGUCAUGUUUGUUAGCCUUUCAGGUUUUGGAGAAUUUAUGCAAACAUGCUCGUAACAUUGCGAUGAGCUCAGGGGUCAGCACGUGGCUCUGACUGACGGGUGACCUUAACCAGACGCGUGGAGAUUUGAUCUAGUCAGCUCGAGGUGUCUCAGCUCGCUGCAGACACACUCCUAUUGGUCUAAGAGAUGGUGUGUUGCUGUGUCCAGGUUGUUUUGUCUGUGUGAACUCCCUUCCUCCCCCUCUCUCACCACCCCACCCCUUCCUCCCCCUCUCUCACCCCCCCCCCCCUCGUUUACUGACCCUUGGGUUAUCUACAGAUGGAGAGCUUUCACUCCCCCCCCCCCCCCCCCCCCCAGCCGAUCGACGGCUCGUUAUUAAGCCUAGCAUGCUAGCUAGCUCCUGUUUCUUUCAUACACCCUGACUCAAGGGGAAAUAAUCCAGUUAACAAAAAACGUCUCUUGACACAUACACACACACACACUCACACACACACUGCUACAGCGGCCUUUGGUUUUGCAACCUGUUUGAAGAGGAGGAACUUUUAGUUGUCACAGGAUUUCAUGGUUAAAACCUUUUUUGUUUUGUUUGCAUUUGGAAAGUGUGAAUAUGUGGGAUGUAUGAUAAGGCCAUAGCAUAGAGAUCUCACAGCUAUUGGUUGAAAGCUCGACUUCAUUGCUACCCCCUGGCACACGUGCAGAUGGCUUAUAUUGUACAGUGUUGCAGCUCUGCAUUCGUAUGGCUGUUUUCAAUAUCUACAAAAGCACGUGGAGUGAAGUUGACUUCAGACCAGUAAAGAAAGUGGUGCUUGAAUUUAGUUUUUUUACUUGAACCUGCUGACGAUCAACAAUAAGCAAUCUUAUGUCAUCAAUAGGAAUGGGAGAGCAGUGAGUGAAUGAUCUGUGUGUUUUGGUGGGCACAGGCACCUGCUGUCCAGCUUUUAGUCUUUUUCCAAAUGACUUGGCCAACGAAAUCGCUAUUGAAAAUAAAAUGUUAUAGAUAAGUCUUGUUUGUCAAUGGCAACAUUCAGUUAGAGUAACGAGUAAUACAAACAAGUUAAACAAAUGAUUUUGUUGCUAUGUGCUGUAGCUUGGUACUCCAUACAAAGCUGGCUGAUGCCAGCUACAUGUGUUGUUUGAGAAGAAGGCUGUUGGUGACAUGGCCAUAAUACAGUAGAAUAUUCGUCAGCAGCUAGUGUCUCUACAAUCACCAACCCCAGAUUCAGUAGCCAAUAGUCUUGUGAGAACAUAACCAUUGACACCUUCUAUGGAUAAAAAAAAAAGAUGAAGUUAAUGCACCUUGGCUUUUGUCUUGUGCUUUUCCCAUGUGUCACUGCAGCAUGGUCAGAGAGAGGUCUGUCACACGACACACCCCUCUAACGACGCGGCCCAUCUGAGAUGAGAACUUUGAUUACUAUAACCAUAUUUAUGCCAAUGAAUAGAAAAGCUUUAUAUUAUCUCUGUAAUAUUCCGCUAGAGUCAGUGAAAAACAACAAAAAAACAUUCAGCUGUCCAAAAACAUAUCUACAUUUUUCUUUAAAUCAUGAGCGACUUCUACACUUCAGUUUAAGUUUGCUGUUAAAAAUAUUUAUUAGAUGUAAAUAAUCACAAUAUUUGAGAUAGAUACAUAACUCUGUCCUUAUAUUUAUCAUAUUGCCCAUAUCUGCAAUAUUUGUUUUUAAUGGGAAGUUAUUUGGAUUGAAAAUACAAUAAAGAUUGGAAGGCUUAAAAGGAUGUUU